AUGGCAGUUUGUGCAGCUCCCACGUGCGGAAACGAAACCCUGUCGCAGCUCAAAUGCCCAGUUUGUCUCAAAGACCAUAUUGAGUCGGUUUUUUGCAACCAGUCAUGUUUCAGAGCCGGCUGGGCCGUCCAUAAAGCCGUCCACCCAGCGGAAGACGGCCAGCCGUUUGAUCCGUUCCCUAAUUUCAACUACUCGGGCCCCUUGAGAGCCGCUUACCCGUUGUCGCCUCGCAAAAGUGUCCUUAAAGACAUGAAGAAGCCAGACUACGCUCAGCAUGGGAAACCAAUCAGUGAAAUGAAAAACGACAGAACAGGCAAGAUCACCAUCUUGCAGGAGCACGAGAUCAACAAGAUGCGCAAAGUGGGCAAGAUCUCAAGACAAGUGCUCGACAAAGUAGCAUCUCAUAUCAAACCAGGCGUCACUACAGAUGAACUUGACGCCAUUUUGCACAAGGAGUGUGUUGCCAGAGGUGCAUACCCUUCGCCGCUUAACUACUACAAUUUUCCUAAAUCCAUGUGUACUUCUGUGAACGAGGUGAUUUGCCAUGGUAUUCCUGACCAGCGGAAGCUUGAAGAUGGAGAUAUUCUUAAUUUGGAUAUCACGAUAUACUUGUAUGGCUACCACUCGGAUCUUAACGAAACGUACUAUGUGGGCGACAAGGCCAAGUGUGAUCCAGACAUCGUGAGGCUUGUGGAAACCACCAGAGAGGCAUUGGACUUGGCUAUUUCUAAGGUUAAGCCAGGGUUGAUUUUCAGAGAAUUGGGCUCUGUCAUCGAAGACCACGCCACCAAGAACGGCUGCUCCGUCGUCAGAACAUACUGUGGCCACGGCAUCAACCAGUUGUUCCAUUGCCAGCCUAACAUCCCUCAUUACGCUAAGAAUAAGGCUAUUGGUAUUGCCAAACCAGGUAUGGUAUUCACCAUUGAGCCCAUGCUUUGCCUCGGCACGCAUAGAGACUUGACGUGGCCCGAUGGCUGGACGGCAGCGACCCAGGACGGUAAGUAUUCUGCCCAGUUUGAGCAUAUGAUGUUGGUGACGGAAGAUGGAUGUGAGGUGUUGACUGCGAGAGCUGACGACUCUCCAGGCGGACCUGUGAAGAGGAUUUAA
Molecule: messenger RNA, 1107 nt
Organism: Candidozyma haemuli
Lineage: Eukaryota; Fungi; Ascomycota; Pichiomycetes; Serinales; Metschnikowiaceae
Product: methionine aminopeptidase
Exons: 1
Coding region: 1-1107 (368 amino acids)
Biological process (GO): proteolysis
Molecular function (GO): metalloaminopeptidase activity
Source: RefSeq, a predicted model, not a curated record